This is a messenger RNA of Fusarium coffeatum, 816 nucleotides long. RefSeq lists its product as uncharacterized. Gene Ontology annotation, biological process: proteolysis. The transcript is spliced from 3 exons. Gene Ontology annotation, molecular function: serine-type peptidase activity. Bases 1 to 816 code for a protein of 271 amino acids. NCBI's taxonomy places the organism in Eukaryota, Fungi, Ascomycota, Sordariomycetes, Hypocreales, Nectriaceae. The record is from RefSeq and is a predicted model, not a curated record.
AUGGGUCACGCCCUCUUCGCUCCUUUUUUCGCAAAAUGGGUUGACAAGCUUGCUCUCCAGAACGAUGCUAUUAUCAUUUCUCCUGAUUAUAGGCUCCUACCUUCUGCGAAUGGCUUGCAGGAUAUUCUUGAGGAUGUGGAAGAUGGGUGGCAGUGGAGCAAGAACCAGCUCCCUGCUAUUAUGAGGGAGAAGUUUCCGGGUAUUGAGUUGGAUUUUGGAAGGACUAUGCUUGUCGGUGGCUCAGCUGGCGGCUACUGUGCAACCCAACUCAGUCUCUCUCACCCAGACGAGUUCAACUCCCUCGCCCUAGUCUAUCCUCUAAUCGACAUCGACGACAGGAUAUUCACAACAGGACCCCACCCAGACGAACCCAACGUUCUACGCUUCCCUGACGAAGAUGUCCUCCCUAAGGAAGAGACUCUAGCCUGGAUCGAGAAAGUCCGUCAAACGCCUGCAUCAAGGGCUGGUUUUGAACGAACACCAUUCGCCGUAUCUGCGUGCCAAAACGGGAUCUUUGCUUCGCAUCUCCUUGAUCCUAAGGGUUUAAACAAAGACGAGUUUCGACCACUGAACAGAAUCGAGGCCGGUGCUAAGCUUUCUAAAUCAAUGUGGAUCAUGCAUGGUGAUGAGGACUCAACCGUUCAUAUCCGCGCAUCUGACAAGUUUGUCAAGCUGGUGGGUGAGAAAUUGCCUGAGACGAAGGUUCGAUAUGAUGUUGUUCCCAGGGAAGAUCAUGGUUUUGAUUUUGAUGAGAAGAGAUGGGAGUCGUUUGAGGCGGAGGCACUGGACUUUGCUGCCAAAGCUUGGCUGGCCUGA